Molecule: messenger RNA, 940 nt
Organism: Pieris rapae (cabbage white)
Lineage: Eukaryota; Metazoa; Arthropoda; Insecta; Lepidoptera; Pieridae
Exons: 3
Coding region: 1-894 (297 amino acids)
Molecular function (GO): peptidase inhibitor activity
Source: RefSeq, a predicted model, not a curated record
AUGAAAAAACAGAACUUAAGUAAAUGCAUACCAACUGCAACAUCAAGAGGUCCAUGCAUAACUUGCGUAUGCAAUAUCGAUGGAGUUUACAUCUGUCGCGGGAUAAAAUGCACUCAAAAAACUGUCCUUAUAGUGAAGACUCCAGAAUGCCAAUCGAACGUAAGAUACAUCAAAGAUCACACGGUGUGUACAUGUUCUGAUAGUGGACGAUGGCUUUCUGAAAACUGUCGAAACGUCAUCCGUACUCUCAGAACAGACCUACCCAUAGUUCAUGGAAAUGUAAGAUCCAACGUCACUUGUAAAUCAGACAGUCUAUACCUUAUCGAUUGUAAUGUUUGCAAAUGCGAUAAAACAGGCCUCAUUCAAUCAACAAGCUGCACAAAUCGACAUUGUAAAACUGCUAACAAAGCUGACACGUGCGUCUUCGGAGAUUUCCUACGAACACAUAAUGAAAUUUGCCUUUGUAGCGACGUAAAUUACUAUAUCGAUAAAUUGUGCAGGAAAAUAAGCCCCAAUCUUAUCCAGGAACUCAAGACUGCUGACGCAAAAGCAGUUACAGAUGUAGGUUUUAAAUCCAAUAAAAAAUGCAUUGCAUAUAGAGAAUAUUAUAUUGAUUGCAACCAUUGUAUUUGCGAAGAGAAUGGAGAAUUGAUUUGCACCAAAAAGGACUGCCAACCAAAGAAAAUUAAUGCUAGACGAACGAAUAACGACGAACUACCUACAGUACAAAGCGUUGAUGACCUUUGUACCCCGGGUCAAAAAUACAAACUAGGUUGCAACACGUGCAUUUGUACACCAAAUGAAGAAUUGUCUUGUACUACGAUGGUCUGCUUGGAUGAUUUUAUUAUAGACGGAUUAGCAUUGAGGAGAGGUUUAAUAUCAUCGAAAGAUUGAGCAACAGUCUUCAUAAAAGUGUUUCAAAUAAAGAACUUUUUGGUCC